Molecule: messenger RNA, 2034 nt
Organism: Chara braunii
Lineage: Eukaryota; Viridiplantae; Streptophyta; Charophyceae; Charales; Characeae
Source: the annotation of a GenBank genome assembly
ACGCGCGGGCGCUACCAGGAGGAAGGGGCGGAGGGGAGCGGGCGAUAUGGCGGGGGUGGUUGAAUGGCAUCAGCGGCCGCCGAAUCCGAAGAACCCUGUGGUUUUCUUUGACGUCAAGAUCGGCGGGGUAUCCGCAGGCAGGAUAAAGAUGGAGCUGUUCGCCGACAUAGUUCCCAAGACGGCUGAAAACUUCAGGCAAUUUUGCACUGGGGAGUUCAGGAAAGGAGGCAUACCUCAAGGAUACAAAGAUUGCGCAUUUCACCGGGUGAUCAAGGACUUCAUGAUUCAGGGCGGAGACUUUGUGAAGGGCGACGGGAGCGGUUGCGUAAGUAUCUAUGGGAGCAAGUUUGAUGAUGAGAACUUCAUCGGCAAACACACAGGACCUGGAUUACUCUCGAUGUUUUUCAUUACGUGUCAGAAGACAGACUGGCUGGAUGGAAAGCACGUUGUAUUCGGGCGUGUUCUUCUAGAUGGUCUGCUGGUCGUGCGGAAAAUUGAGAAUGUGCAAACGGGUCCGAACAACCGCCCAAAGCUGGCUUGUGUUACAGCGGAAUGUGGCGAGAUGUGAGGUAGGUGCGAGCAAUCAGCAUUGACCAGAGUGCCAAUCACAAACAUAUUAGGAAACUCUAGCAAUCUCUUUUGCAUGAACCAGAUGUCCUCCAGAUGGAGAUAGAGAGGUGUGGACGGAGAGAGAGAGGUGCGGACGGAGAUAUGUGUAGGUACAUGUGUCCGAACGACUGCCCACAGCUGCCUUGUAUCGACAGAGAAUGUGAGGCAGGCAUUCAUAGCCGCUCACAAACAUAUUUAGGAAGCUCUACCACUCGUUCCCAUGAACACGAUGUCCUCCAGAUGGAGAUAGAGAGGUGUGGAUGGAGAUAGAGAGGUGUGGACGGAGAUAUGUGUAGGUAGAUGCAUCCCAACGCCUGCCCACACUGGCUUGUAUAGACUGAGAAUGUGAGGCAGCCGUUCUCGGCACGUGUACCAGCUCUGCGCGUACAUCCUCAUCUUUGGGACACAGAAGCUCUAGCACUGUGUCCCACAAAAACCCAAGUGCCUUGCCUUCAACUCAGAGUUGUGACCGAAGGCAGAGACUUGCAAAAGGGGUCGUAUUGGCCAUUCCCAAACAUGGAUGGGCUUUGCCGUUGCAGGAUUUGCCGAGAUCUGAACGCAAGCAUGUAUACCCCAGCUCACCGUUCGCAUCCACUAUGGUAGUUCUACGAACUUCUACCAGCCGGUUGCGUGAACUUGCCUCCUGCCAUCCAUGCGUGAACACGGAAACAGAUUGAGAUAUCUUCGUGGAAGUUUCGUAGAAUUUUCGUAGAAUUUUCGUAGAAGUUUCAUAGAAGUUUCGUAGAAGUCUGACGUCUGCAGUUGGGAGAGUGUUGUAGAUGCUUAGAGUUGUCUUGGGAAGUUGGGAGGGAUAGCCGUCGUAGCCAUUAUUUUUGCUUCUCGUAGAAGUACUUUGUACUGCCUUGAGUGCUUCAGAAUCAGAAGGGAAGAGGAGGAAUCAGAGUAUACUCGCUUUUUUUUGUGUGUCUGUGUUGUUGGUGCUGAGGUGAGUGUUUGUGCAUAAGGGGACAUGCUGCCUGGUUUGUUUGAUUAAGUUUUAUGUGUGCACACUGCAAAGCAUUUGCUCUCUCUUGAGUCGGGCCUCGGCUGCAGGUUAAUGAUUGAUAUGAUUGAUACGGUUACUUUGGGCAUUGCCGCACUACAUAACCUUCUAAUGUAUAACUGGUAAUUGUCUUGAUACAUUCAAAAUAUGUUGGAUCAUUCUGAAUGUAUCUGGUCCGAUUUGUUCUCCACAUACAUAGUCAAUGUUUUGAGUAGUGGAGCGAAGCCCUCUGAAGAUGGUUUUGAUUGUGCUUUACAAGUGUUGGCUUGUGCCUGCACCUGCUUCCUCCUGUUUGUGUUUUUGCUUAUUUCUCCAUUUUACGCAUCUACCAUUUUACGUUUCUUCCCGCCGUUCCCUUCUGGGGGCACACAGUCAUAUGUAUGAGCAUAUGCAUGCGUGUACCAUUUUACGUUCCGAACGUA